AGAACGUGGACAUUGUAGCUAGGUAACAAAUCUCAAUGGAGAAAUUUGGAAUAUGCAUUAUUUAUUUAUUCCUUCUUUUGGUUCUUAAUAAACAACUAUAUUCCAAUGCUUUUAGUAGCAGUAUGAUGGAUGAAGAGGCAUUAGAGGAAGGCCACAAUAAUGUAGAAAAAUCUAUCACAGAUCAUGGGAGUGACAUGUGGGACUUAGAAGAUGAUGAAUGGCAAAUGGUGCAAAAGAAAGGAAACCAAUUUGUGGUGAACGAUCAACCUUUCUAUGUAAAUGGAUUCAACACAUACUGGUUGAUGGUGUUUGCUGCUGAUGAGUCCACCAGAGGCAAAGUCACUGAGGUGUUCAAACAAGCUUCCUCAGUUGGUAUGACAGUUUGUAGGACUUGGGCAUUCAAUGAUGGCCAAUGGAAGGCCCUACAGAAAUCCCCUUCAGUUUAUGAUGAAGAUGUCUUCAAGGCCUUGGACUUUGUGGUAAGUGAAGCAAAGAAAUACAAAAUAAGGCUGAUAUUAUCAUUGGCUAACAAUUGGGAAGCAUAUGGUGGCAAAGCACAAUAUGUGAAAUGGGGCAAAGAUGCUGGCCUUAACUUGACCAUUGAUGAUGACUUCUUCUCACAUCCAACCCUUAGAAGCUACUACAAGUCCCAUGUUAAGACUGUGCUCAAUAGAGUUAAUACAUUGACAAAUAUCACUUACAAGGAAGAUCCUACCAUUUUUGCCUGGGAAUUGAUGAAUGAGCCUAGAUGCACCUCAGAUUCCACAGGUGAUAAGUUACAGGACUGGAUACAAGAAAUGGCAUUCCAUGUGAAGAAAAUUGAUCCAAAACACCUAGUAGAGGUUGGACUAGAAGGAUUUUAUGGACCCUCAACACCUCAGAGACUUCAGUUCAAUCCAAAUACAUAUGCUCAACAGGUUGGAACUGAUUUUAUCAGGAAUCAUCAGGUUCUUGGUGUGGACUUUGCUUCUGUUCACAUGUAUGCUGACUCUUGGAUUUCAACACAAAUUGCUGAUACUCAUCUCCCAUUUGUAAAAUCUUGGAUGGAAGCUCACAUAGAGGAUGCAGAAAAGUAUCUUGGAAUGCCAGUUAUUUUUUCCGAGUUUGGUAUAUCUUCAAAAGAUCCUGGCUACAAUUCAACAUAUAGAGACACAUUAAUAAACACUGUGUAUAGUUCCAUCCUAAACUCCACAAAGAAAGGAGGGAGUGGAGCUGGAAGCCUUUUGUGGCAGGUCUUUCCUGAAGGAACAGAUAAUAUGGAUGAUGGUUAUGCAAUUGUUCUCUCAAAAUCACCUUCCACCUCAAGUAUUGUUUCCCUUCAAUCCUAUAGGCUUGGUUUAUUCAACUCCUUGUGUUCUUCCAAAUGCCAAUGGAGUUGUAAGAAGAAGAAAAUGUUGGAUAAGAUACUCUAUCAUGAUGAACUCUAAUACAUGUAAAGUUUCCAAUUAUAAAUUUAUGGCCAUAUAAAACCAUGCAUGUAUAAUUAUAUGAUUUUCCAUAUCAUUAUGUUUGUAUUAACUAACUUCAAUUAUGUGUUUAGUUUGUAUGAACUAUCUUAAUAUAGAAGCAUGCUACAACAUUCUUCACUGUUUA
Messenger RNA from Cicer arietinum (chickpea), 1593 nucleotides. RefSeq names its product mannan endo-1,4-beta-mannosidase 6. Gene Ontology annotation, biological process: polysaccharide catabolic process. Lineage: Eukaryota; Viridiplantae; Streptophyta; Magnoliopsida; Fabales; Fabaceae. Gene Ontology annotation, molecular function: mannan endo-1,4-beta-mannosidase activity. The record is from RefSeq and is a predicted model, not a curated record.